Molecule: messenger RNA, 2137 nt
Organism: Cannabis sativa
Lineage: Eukaryota; Viridiplantae; Streptophyta; Magnoliopsida; Rosales; Cannabaceae
Product: dof zinc finger protein DOF3.1
Exons: 1
Coding region: 1170-1817 (215 amino acids)
Biological process (GO): regulation of DNA-templated transcription
Molecular function (GO): DNA binding; DNA-binding transcription factor activity
Source: RefSeq, a predicted model, not a curated record
GGUUAAUGUAGUAAUAUUUAAUCAUAGAAGUUGACUUGAUGUUCUUCUACUUAAAAUAAAAUAGUUAGUAGGAAAAAUACAAACUCAGCCACUAUUUGAAUUCUCUAGAGAAUCUAAGAAUUACGGUUUACUAAUAUAUAAUAGUGUGAGCUUAAGCUUCCAAUAAAAAAUAUAUUUUGAUAUUAUUAUUAAACUAAUAUAUAUGAUUAGUGGACAUUCUUGUAUGAAAAAGCCAUAAAAGCUAAGCCGGUCCAAUUAGUUUCUCACUUAACUACUACAACUAGCAUAAGCAUAAGAACAAGCAUAAGAGAGAGAUUUUCUUCCUAUAUUUGAAGUCUGGUCGUCACUUUCACGCGGACACAAAUAGAUAGCUCAUCUCCAUCGAACAAUUCUCCAGACCCUAAUUAUCUCUAUUUAUUCCUUUUUAAUAUUUUUUUUAGUUCUCUCUAAUUCUCAUCCCAGUUGAGAAGACGGAGGAAAAGGAGGAUUGAGUUUUUUCUUUUUAUGAAGCUUUUCAGUUAAGAAAUUCAGUGAUAAAGGGCAAAAAAAAAAAAAGAGUUGUCUUUUCCGGAUUUGCUUUUGGCUACGCGGUUUUAUCUUGUGGCGAAUUGAGUAUGAAACUCGAACAUGUUAUAGCCUGGCAGUAAGUAAGUCUGUUAAUUUGCUUUGAAGAGUGGCGUUUCUGUGUUUGAUUUCGUCUCUGAGUUACAAAAAAGAGAAAGAGAACAGAGAAAAGUUGCACCUUUUUAUUCACUUUUAAGCUCUGCUUUUACCUUUUUCUACCACUGAAAAGCUCAGGGUCUGUCAAAAACCCUGGAAAACUUUUUUCGAAACUGAAAACCCAUUUUACUUUCUUCUAUUCAUAAUCCAGUUUACCCAUAUUUAAAGACAAGGGAAAAAAAAACUCAAAAUAUUCGCUGAUGGGUUUUUGAGUUUUCCUCUGUAAAACAUUUCUGGAAAAGUAACUUCUCUGUUCUGAAUUUGAGUUUGAUUUAUUCCCAAUUCAAGCCCUCACCACUGAAAUUGUUUUAAUCUGAUACAAACCCACUUUAGAAAAGACCUUAAAAAUCCAAUUUUGUAUCUCUAUUACUCUUUUAUUGUCUGGGUUUCUGAAAAAGAAAGGAAAAAAAAAAAAGGUUCAUUUUUUUUAUCUUUUGGGGGUGUUGAAGAUGCAAGACCCUGCAACAUUCGAGCCCAUCAAAACCAAUUUUCCAGAGCAAGAAACUCUGAAAUGUCCAAGAUGUGAGUCCAUGAACACCAAAUUCUGCUACUACAAUAACUAUAAUCUUUCACAGCCUCGUCACUUCUGCAAGAAUUGCCGGAGGUACUGGACCAAAGGGGGUGCUCUUAGGAACAUUCCGGUUGGUGGUGGGAGCCGUAAGAAUACAAAGAAAUCUUCCAAUCCAAAGCGAUCCACACCAACAUCUUCCUCAUCCCUCACAAGCUCAUCGACCCAGAACCCGGAUCCACAACCCGAAUCGACCCGAGUUUACGGUUCUCCUGUUGAUCAAGACCGUCGGUUGCUAGACCUCCCAGGAAGUUUCAGCUCACUGCUCACGUCAAAUGGGCAAUUUGGAGGCAUCAUGGAGGGGAUAAACCCAAACGGGUCGGGUGCCAAAAUGGGGCGGGUGAGGGAAGCUGUACAUUCGGGUCCUGAGCUGAAUUCUGAUUCGGGUCAGAGCUUGGGGAUAGAGGUGCAGAGCAGUAGCAAUUCAGAGAGCUAUUUGAGUCUUCAAAAUGGGGAUUCCAACUGUUGGGGAGGAGGACAUGAGUGGCCAGACCUUGCCAUUUACACUCCAGGUUCAAGUUUUCAGUAGAAAUAAAUAAAGAAAAAAAAAAGAGGAAAAAGAGUUUGCUUUUGCUUAAAAUAUCUUUUUUCUUUUACUACUUAGAAACUACAAUGGUUAAGUAUAUUGGAGCCAAAAAAAAAAAAAGAAUGGCUCAAAGUUUUAAUUGUAGUAUUUAUAUUAUUCUCUAAUGCUAUAGAGUGUGAGACAUUACCAAAAUGUCAUGCCAUCCCAUACCAUAUCAUUAUCCUUUGUUCUUUUGAGUGGUUUUUCUUUGUAUGAUGUAUGUUAUAUAGAUUUAUAUAUAGCCUACACAAUAUAAUUCUGAUGCUAAUUUGUGCUUUAUUUUA